AUGAAGGCCCAAUUACAAGUCACUGGUGAGUUAAUAUGAGAUAUUUUAUCGACGCAUGUUGUCUUGUAUUUGUCAUGAGAUUGAUAAAUUGAUAAUUACUGAACUUAAGGUUUAAGGAACAAGUUUUUGCCAUGUUCCUCUAGCCAUAAAACUAAAGAAAGACUUAUUUCCGUAUAUUUAUGUGCUUAUCACUAUGUGGUGUACACUUAAUCAUGUCAGCAGGUUGUAUUAUCUUUACAAUAAGCUUUUUAUGAUCAACUCUAGGUAUACUUUUACAAUAAGGUAACCCAACUUCUUCUUUCCUAGUGCUUUCAGCCAAGCUGAAGGAAAACAAAAAGAACUGGUUUGGUCCCAGUCCAUACGUGGAGGUAGCUGUGGAUGGUCAGUCAAAGAGGACUGAGAAGUGCAACAAUACUCACAGCCCCAAAUGGAAGCAGGCUCUUACAGUGUGAGUAUGACUGUUGUGUUUGCCAAAGGGGAGGAAGCACUUGAACAAAUACGUGAAUACUUACUGGUUGAUGAUCUAGCAGCUGAUAGAAAUGUUGCUUAUGUCUGUAGAUCAGUAUAACUUGACUGAUCCACUGAGAGUAUGCAGGACUGGAACAGCAAUAAUACCGACUUGUUAUGAUUUUUGAGUCUCUACCUGCUCACAUGAUGUGACACAUUCGAUCUCAAAGGAUGUCACCAGAAUAAACAGAGCAGAGAUAAAUGUGAGAGUACAAGAAGAGGGCAGAUACAGACACAGCCACACACCCUAGUGGUUCAUGAGUGAUAACAAAGAGGUUUUUUUUUGGUAUUAUUCAAAACUUUUGUCUUUUUAAUUUUGAUCAAGGAAACCCACACACCUCCUGCCUCUAAAGAAAACUGAAAAUAUGACUAUAACUGAUAUUAAGAGAGGUGUAGAGGCCACAGCCUAACAAAGACGACUUUAUACACACUCUAUUUAGAGACUAACGGUAACUUUAAACAUAAGAAAGAAAUAAACAAUAACAAAAUUUUGAUUAUGUUUUAUUACAGCUGAUUUAUUGUAUUUGAAUCUUUUUAUGCUCAAGUCUAAUGUCCUUGAUCAUUUUCUUCGGAUGUCCUUGUCGUGUCAUAUUUUCUCUGCAGGAUUGUGACUCCGGUCAGCAAACUGAUUUUCCGUGUUUGGAGUCACCAAACACUGAAAGCAGACAUCCUGUUGGGGAUGGCCACUCUGGAGAUCAGUGAGACCCUUAAGGCUAAUGACUUGAAAUGUGAGUCUUUCUUCCUUUCUUUCCUGUUUCCUCCUUUCUCCUUUGUGGUAAUCAUCAAAUUGUUGAAGGCAAACACAUUUUUUUAACCCCAAACUUUCGGCCAUCUUUUCUGUUCACUUGCUUUAGACAACCAUGAUCUUGUAUAUUACGAGGUCAUUUGGUAGGAUUAUCUUGCGCUGUCUUGGGAUUAAACUUGAAGCCACUACGACCUCAUUGAACCACAAUCUCCACAGACGUUGUUACAGCAAUAUUUACUAUUAAACCCUAAAGUUCAUGUUUUUAUGCUUAAGGGGUUGAUUCCCAUAGACUUGUAUUAGCUAUUCAGAACAAAGUUUCUUUUUUGAGAAUUAAUAAAACAUCUUGAAUCCUUUGUAAUCUUCCUCCUGUUAUUCCCUCUCCGUGCCUACAUCAGUCAGCUGAAUACUGUGUUCUGCAGAUGUUGAACACGUGCUCGGUUCUGGACACAGUUGCUUUUAUGAGUCCAUAUCUGCCUGUGUUUGUUAUGCCAAUGUUUUAUUGAGCUUUGAUGAGCUCAAACAUUGAAGGGCAGUGAACUUUUAUUUUUUUAUUUUCCCUGGGACACAUGCCUCACCUCAGCAUAUGACCCCCUGCCUGCUUAGAGUUUGUUUUCAGCUAAAUACAAUGGCUCCCCUCAGACCCGGUCAGUACCAUGUGACAUGAAAGACCGGUCCGUGUUCCAUAUAGCUGCUCUGAAAACUUAGCCUGCUGCUUUUGAGGCCGUGGUGAUUGUUACAACCCAUGUGACUGAGCUGACAGAGAGGCUGACACGGCCAUCUCCAGAGCCCUGACUCCAGCGAGCAGAGCUUAAAGCAGAGGCUGACAAAUUUAAGAUUGAGAUUAUAUUGAAGGAACUGCGAGGGGGGGUUCUCCGAAAGGAACAUUCAGUUUAAUCUCUGCAUUUUUGUAGUAAAAGUAUUAUUAAAACCCCUGCGCAGCUUCUGGAUCAUCUGUUUUCAAUUCUGUCCGUGUACCUUUGUUCCUCCUCCAGUGUCUGAGGUGGUGAAAACACUGCAGCUGAGCUCUGACCGAGACCCCCGGGAUGUUGUAGGUGACCUGUCGGUCUGCCUGGAUGGCAUGCAGGUAGACCCAGAGACGUUUGCAACAGCAGAGAGAGAACAUGGUAAGGAAUUACACAAACUGUAGACCCACAACCUCUUUGAAAGAUGAAUAACGGAGAGGAUGGAUGAUGAACAGAUGUACAGAAUAAAACUGUGCAGAUGUCAAAUUGUAAGGGCUCCUGAUCAGAGUGCUAGGAUGCAUUUAUUCAAGGUUAUUUGAACGACUAAUUUAUUUAAUGUAAAAGUCAGAUGAAAGCACCGAUUAGUUUGUCUUUAAAGCUUAAAGUAGCACUCUCAGUCCUUAUAUAUUAUUCAUUCAUGAACAUUCAAGGAUUUUUUUAAAGGGAAGUUCAUCAGGAAUUGUUCUGUCAUGUCACAUAGCAGAUACCAGAUUAAAUAAAUAGGUAAAUAAAAACCCUGUGGUCAUGAAGCUGUAGUAUUUUAAUAUUUGUCGAAUUAGAAGUUGUACUGCUUCAUUAAAUGAUACCCGACAUGAUAAAUUAAACUAAAUUUAUUGGAUUCAUCUAUUGUUUUAAUAUUUUAGAUGUGUGUCGUACAAUAAAAACACAAAAGACUUUUAAAUAAUAAUAAAAAAAGACCUCAUCUGCAUGCAGCAGUUGUUUUUUUACAUGGUGGCAUCAGACGUUGUUGUGUCUGUCUCCUCCUCUAAACUUUCCUGCCGGAGUGCCGUCUAUUGAGUUUUUUUUUUCAAUAACUCAAACUCAGUGUCAGUGAAGAGGACAUUUAUAAGGAAGUUAUUCUGGAUGUGUAUCAAAAAGAGAACAAUCAGAGCUGACAAGCAGACAAAGCCGAUCUGUUUGUCUGUUUUAAGUUUUGGCAUGGCAUUUUAUCCAUCUGAAGUCACAAUCCAUCUCAUUUCUGUCCUCUAGCGUCUGUUCCAAAUGGAAAUGCGAAACAAAAUGGGGACACUGGCAACAGGUUCAGUAAACUUUUAUAAAGAAACUUUUGUGUGCAGCCAAAUUCAGUUUUUGUGUUUGUAUCAACUGAGGCAUUUGUUUUUGUCUCCAGGUCCAGCAGAGACACAUCUCCAUCCAGUGAUUCAGAGGAGUGGGUUAUUGUCCCAAAUGGUCAUGCUGUCAAUGGCAAGGGUUCACCGUCCAGAUCUCCAGGGGGCUCCAGCGCCUCCCGCCCUCCCAGACCAGCCCGACCCCCUCCUGCCACUCCUCGUAGACCUGCAGCUUCUCCAAGUAGGGAAAGCACAAGAGUGACACUAAAGAUGUUGCAAAAUAACAUGAAUUUACUGACCAGGCGAACUUCAGGUCUGAUCUCUGCUCUUCUAUCCUGUCCUGUCUCCAGCCUCCUCCAGCAGUUCCUCCCCCAGUGAGCUGAGUGAAGGUCCAGCUUCUGACGGCUCUUCUCAGGCGUCAGCGAGUGGCGGUUCAAAUCAGCAGGAUGACUCAGGUGCUGGAGGACCUGCAGCCACAGGAGGGUCCUCACAAGCAGGAGGCGGCCCCAAACCAGGAACCUCCACCCCAGCAGCUCUGGCCACAACAACCCCCAGAAUCACACCAAUGAGCAACGGGCCUUUACCACCAGGGUAAACGAGCAUCUACACUAUAAUUAGUGCUGUACUCUCCUGUAAGGCCUCACUGUAGUAGGUUUCCUUCUGGGUAAAUGUGUGCACUCAUCUGUUUUGUCUCUGCAGGUGGGAGCAAAGGGUGGACCAGAACGGACGGAUUUAUUAUGUUGAUCACAUUGAGAAAAGGACGACCUGGGACAGGCCUGAGCCUUUACCUACAGGGUACUAAAACAUCAUUUUUUUCACUCAUGCUUCUUGCUCCUCUUUGUAAAACUAUGCAGUCAUUGUACUUUUAAAACACACCUCAGAUUUCAACUUUUAACUGCAGACUUUGAGUUUGAAUGAAUUUCAGUGAUUCGGACAAAAUUUUCUCGUAUUUCUGGAAUUCAAAUCCAGCCGUUUAGCCGUCACUGCCGAGUCAUCAUGGGCGUCUUUUCACCUUCCCUUCUUGUAGGUGGGAGCGCAGGGUGGACCCGAUGGGUAGAGUGUACUACGUUGACCACAUAACUCGGACUACAACAUGGCAACGCCCCACUCAAGAGUCAGUGCGCAACUAUGAGGAGUGGCAGCAUCAGCGCAGUCAGCUGCAGGGAGCCAUGCAGCAGUUCAACCAGAGGUUUAUUUACGGGGUAAGAGUCGUCACUUUAGUACAUGAAUACAUAUACGUGUUCUUUGACAUGCAGCGGCCAUGCAAAACUUAUUGAUAUAUAAGGAAUUUUAUACUUUUGCAACUCAGUUUUGCAUGUAGUGAAGCACUAAAUGUCAAAGAUGUGUAGAGUUUGCGAUCUCAGCUCAUUCUUCCCCUCUGACAGCCAACACAGAGUAUUUUGUUGAGAUAAACGUGUCAUGUGGUCCAUGGAUUGUGUCAUAAUGCAAUAAAAAACAAUGACAGCUAAACACUUUUUACUUUUUCAUUCGAGCGCUCACUUAAGCAAAGAUAAGUGUUCAGGUCAGAGUCUGUCAAAAUCAGCUGGAGAACACGGUGACGUUGACCCCGUCUGCUGAAAAGUGUAGCAUAGCUAGUGUAGGAGCUAAGUCUAUACUUAAAGCUACUGAGAUGCUUGACCUAGAGUAACCACUACACUACCGUGAGUCUCUGAUGAUCAGUAAAAGUCCGGACGCCGAACAUUUCCAAAGUCCAUUCGCAAUCGACAUCGAGUAACACUGAAUAAACACAGAAAAACGCCGGCAUUUAGCGCCACAGCGGUCAAAAACCUUUUGCCUUUCCGGGUCAAUCGCCUGCUCACAACAGUGACGUAGCUACCAGAUAACAGGACAGCGACACCUAAGGCAGACAGAGUGAACUGCAACUCAUUUCAGGUUAUCACAUCAACAUAUUCUGCUCCUACGUCUCGCGUCUUGUUUCUGCCAAGUUUCCUUUCAGCAGACCUGCGAGUGACAUGCAACUCAUACAGAAAAUACUGAAAUAUCACUUUCUUAUUCCGUAGAGAAUCUAUAACCAGUGAAUAUGAGGAGACAGUCUCUUUACUGUUUUUGGUUUUAAAUCCACAGGGGUUUAAAAAUUCAAGUCUUACAUUAUGUAGACAUGAUUAGUUUUCUAGCUAACUGGUGUCAAAAAUUUGAGUUUCUAUGUCAGACUUUUUAGUGUGCUUCAAAGGUUCUCCAAACACGUACAUCAGAUUUCUUGGAAAAUAACUCAAAUAUUUUGUAAGCUGAUUUCCAAACAAUUAGUUUUUCCCCCAAAAACAAUUAACUUAGAGACCUGAGCGAGGAUUUUCACGCUUUGGCAGUUGUACUAAGUUUUAGAAACUGGAUGCCUUACAAAGAUUAAUCAUUGUUGUUUCUUUCUGUAAAGUUUUGCAUCAUUAGAGCAGCGUUAGAGGAAGAGAAACUGUGGGGGAGAGAAAUAGGAGUGACAUGCAGCAGAUAUUUAUUUCCUAUAAACCGUGAUCCACAUGAACUGAGGGGGAAUUGAUCCUUCUGCCGCCGCAAAAAGGAGAGUGGCUUUUGUAUAUGGGACGCCUGCUUCACCAACAGAGCCAAACUGGUGUCCAACAACGAUCGAUCCUGUUUCCUUUUUUCAUAAAUAUGACUCUCCAAAGAUAAAUCACAACCAUAACCUCUUAAACUCUACAGUAUCUACAGUAAAAACAAUGAUUUUAGUUUGAUUACUCUCACCAGGUGAUAAUUUCUCUGUCCUCCAGAUUAGGACUUAAACAAAUUAUGAUGAAGACAGCACUUUAUUAAUAUUUAUACUCUUUCUCUCUCUGACUCAGCUCCAAGACCAGCUGGCAGCCACCGCCAAUAAGGAGUUUGACCCUCUCGGACCUUUGCCGCAUGGUUGGGGUAAAUAUCACUGUGCAUUUAAACAUUAAAAAAACACUCUUAACAUGUUAUCUGAGACAAAGGUUUUAAUGUCAGUCAUAACGCAGUUCAAAUGAGUCUAAAAUUUGAAGCAACCAACAUUUCUUUUUCACUGUCAGAGAAGAGAACAGACACCAACGGCAGAGUCUAUUUUGUUCAUCAUCCGACUCGGACGACGCAGUGGGAGGACCCCAGGACACAAGGGUGGGUGUACGCCUUUCUUUCUUUUAGAAUUCUUCAUUUCGGGGGAUGUGGAACGCAUUUCACAUCACAUAGCAUGGAAAAGGUGUGACAACUAAAUCACCUCUGCAGUCCUUGAAUUUUGUAUAGAAAUAUAAACAAGGUGGGGGGAAGAGUAUGUACUCUGGAGUGGUGGGAGUAAAAAAUAAAAGAGAGAGACUUGGGGAGAGACCCAAAGUGUGGAGACAAAACAACUCAUGGAUCAGCAACACUUGAAAUAAGAAGAUGGAAAGACAAUAUCAUAAAAUCCUUGAUUGGUCACCUCCACAAAAUCUGCUCGCUUAUAUUGAACCCACUUAGACCAGAUUUGUACAAAAACAUCUUUUUAUAGAUGUAAACAAAAGGUAAUCUUUUACAUAACGUAUAUAUCAUUAACAAUAUCAAUCCAUUCUUGUAUUGUUGGGGCUUCAGGAAGUAACCACUGUCUCAUAACCGCCUUUUCACUUCUAUCAAGUGAUAACGAUUCUCUCUGAAUUCACUGUAGUUACAUGUUAUUGCCUGCCGGGGGUGCUAACGUGUAAGCAUUUUACUCGGCUUCACCUCCUCUGAAACCUCUGACAAGAAUCAGCUCUGAACUUUGUUGACUGGAGUGACCAACACUUUGCUCGUCACGUGGGCUUAAAAUAAACUGUUUUAUGUUUUUUUAUAAAGUUAUUUUUUGUUCCUGGGAGCCUCAUGAGAAAGCAGAACUGUACUUGAUACAGUUGACCUGUAAGGAAACACUUGCAGAUAAACAAUGACAGGGCAGAUUCUUUGAAACAAAAGGAGGGAUGUGGAAGCAAAGGAAUGAGGAAGUUUGAGAGAAAUAAAAUUUAAUUGUUUGUUUUUUAGCAAAGGAUGUUGUGAUUGUAGGUCAAACUGUACCUGCAAUUAGUCAUGAGUACACCGUGUCUGAUCAGGAAGUUGUUUUCUAUUAAGUGAUUGUUUAAUGAAAGAUUGUUUACUUUCACUCGUUAAUGACUGGAAUUAGUGAGACAGAAGUCCUAUUUUUAACUCACUUUCUUAUUUCUUAAUCCUUUAACUUCACUUUCACUCCUUGUUCUGUGUUUGUAUUUAUUUCUCAAACUAAUGAUCUGUUUUCGUUGGUUUCCUUUCUUCAGGCUCUUGAAUGACAAACCCCUGCCUGAAGGUUGGGAGAUGAGGUUCACCGUCGAUGGUAUUCCAUACUUUGUGGACCACAACAGGCGAACCACGACCUACAUAGACCCUCGCACAGGGAAAUCAUCACUGUGAGCUCUUAUUUGAAAUGUCUGCAUGCAUUAAAGGGAUAUUCCGCCAUGAAAUUAAAUUAGGGUCAAACACACAGUAACACAGAGUUAGACACCCCCUUGAGAGAUGAAUGUUGCCGACUGCUUGCUUCUCUAGUUAUACACAAUACAAUACACAGCAGUCACCGAGACGCUAAGGCAGAAGAACUACCACGUCUGCAGUGCAAAAUGAUUAAUAUGAUGAUUAUUACUUCAUGGGAAUGAUCUGCUGCACUCGGUGAUUGACUCGUCAGGGCUCCCCCACAAACAAGUGGCUGCUGGAAGAGAGUAGGUGAGAAGGGGGUGCAGCCAAAGUUUAAAAGAUGUUUGAUGGCUAGUACUAUGGCUGGGACCCUAUAUGUCCUGUUGAUGAAGUUAGGUGCUGUUCUGAGCAUUAUUUAUGGUCAUAGAGUGGUGUUUUGUUUGAGGUUUGAGCGUGGAGACGUAGACUGUUGUGUAUUGCUAUCGUGCGGCCAUUACUAAAGUUGGUAUAACUUGAGAAGCAAGCGGUUGGCUACAUUCGUCUCUCGAGGGGGUGUCUAACUCGUGUUGUAUUUUUAUUUAUUUAUUUAUUUAACCAGGUAAGAACCCGUUGAAAUCGAGAUCUCAUUUACAAGAGUGACCUGGACAAACACAGGCACUGUUCCAUGGUCUCCCAAAGUCUGUCAUGUAAGACUGAACGAAAUGCUUCCAGCGAAAUUAAUUCCAACAAUUUCAGGUCAGUCUGGGGAGUAUUCCAUGCUGAAGUGGCAGCAAAACCGAACACUUUUUGCCCAGUUCAGUUCUGAUUCGCGGAACAAUCAAAUAGAUAGUGUUGUUUGAGCGCAGGGCUUUCAGUCCUUUGAAGAAGAUCACAUAAAUAAGAAAGAGCUGAGCCAAGAAGAACCUUAUAAAUUAGAGUCAUCCAGUGAGUGGACCUGCGAGUACUCAGAGAAGGCAGUGAUAGACAGUAGUUAAGGACUUCAGGCAUUUGGCUGAAGCAGUUACGGUGUUACAGUGUGUUUGACCAUGACUUAAUUUUACGUCGGAAUAUCCCUUUAAUGUUAAAGUUAACAUGACCUGACCCCAAGAAGAAAACAUUUCACCCCCUUUUGAAUCAAAGUAGCAGCAUAAUUUCACGUCACAUGUGCAGAAGUGUGCUUGUAAAACGCUCUUUUAUAACCGCUCUUGUCUUUUCCACAGAGAGAACGGGCCUCAGAUAACAUAUGUCAGGGACUUCAAAGCCAAAGUGCAAUACUUCAGGUUCUGGUGUCAGGUAUGUGCUGCUGCACAACAGGUGUUGAAAUUCCUUUUUAUCUCCUUUGAUAACCUCAACAAGAUGAUUGUUGGAUCUGUCUCCAUGUCUCUAGUUCCUAACAUGCAAAGAUCCUUCAAAAUGUUUCCAAAUGUGCUGAUCAUGUUUGCUUUACCACCUCUUUAGCAAUUGUCGAUGCCUCAGCACAUCAAGAUCACCGUCUCCAGGAAAACCUUGUUUGAGGACUCAUUCCAGCAGGUUGUUAUUUGAAUAAGCUGGCCUCUAAUAAACAGGACUGUCUCAUCGUUAUUCAGACAUGUGUGACUGUUUGGAUUCUUUGUCUGUGUUCGUAGAUCAUGAGCUUCCACCCUCAAGAUCUGCGGCGGAGACUGUGGGUAAUAUUCCCCGGUGAAGAAGGCUUGGACUACGGAGGUGUGGCCAGGUAAUUUGACCAAUUAAAUUCUGAAUAGUCGCCUAGGUGGAGGUAUGAGGCACGCUUUGUUCUUAUUAGUUAUCUCUUUAUGACAACACCCCAUGAAUCAUGACACACAAAACCUGUUUUUCAGCCUGUACGGCUUUUUCCAGUGAAUCGUUCUUUUCAUGUCCUCUCUCCGUCCAAUUCUAGAGAAUGGUUUUUCUUGCUCUCCCAUGAAGUCCUGAACCCCAUGUACUGUCUGUUUGAGUACGCUGGCAAGGACAACUACUGUCUGCAGAUCAACCCCGCCUCCUACAUCAACCCUGACCAUCUCAAAUACUUCAAAUUCAUCGGACGCUUCAUUGCCAUGGUACCUGCGCUGUUUAUUUAGUGUGGCAUGAGAAAUUUGUACUAAAGGUGAUAGCACGAUGACUGCAGCGCACAGGAUGAGUCAUUCCUGUGUUGCGAAAGACGAUCUUGGUUAAAUCACAUGAAAUUGUACACAGGUAUCUGAAGAAUUUCACACAGGGUUAUUGAAAUGGGUUUAAUUCAUAGAGGCUAAAAGAUGACUGUCUUAUCACAACCAAGAUUAAUCCAUAUAUGGCAACAUUUGGCUUUUAUUUUUACUCAACUAUAUUUUUAUUAGUUUUAUACAGAUUAGGCAGCACAGGGGUGUCGUGGUUAGCACUGUCACCUCACAGCAAGAAGGUCCUGGGUUCAAAUCCAGGUCUGUGUGGAGUUUGCAUGUUCUCCCUGUGUCUGCGUGGGUUUACUCCGGGUACUCCAGUUUCCUCCCACAUCCCAAAAACAUGCAGAAGUGGGGUUAGGUUAAUUGGACACUUUCAAAUUGCCCGUAGGUGCGAAUGUGAGCGUGGAUGGUUGUUUGUCUCUAUAUGUCAGCCCUGCGAUGAUAGGCUCCAGUCCCCCCGCGACCCUGAGAACUGGAAUAAGCGGUAGAAAAUAGAUGGAUGGAUGGAUUUAUACAGAUUAAUACAGGACAUCUCUUGAAAGAGCACAAGAUACAAAGGAAACAUCACAAACACCUCCUUUCCCUCAAGACCCCGUCUACUGCUGGAUAUUCCUAUGACUUUGCUUAAAUAACAAAUUCUGGAGCUAAAACAAAAAUAAAAAAAACAAGUAAGUGCUGGAAUUCGGGUUUUGUAGAUCUUGAAAGAUAUAAGAUGUUGAGAAAUAGAAAGUAAAAACAAAAUAAGUUAAAUGAACUCCUGCACGUUAAGAGAAAUACAUGAGUAGACAAGUCACUGAAAACUGAAAAAGUACAUAAAAGAGAUAAGAAGUUAAAUUGUAUGAUUAUAAAACAUCACAGAUAUAUAUUUUAGUAAGAAAACAACUAGAAGAAGAGAGUGCUGAUUCAAAAUGUUGAGAGUUUCUGAAUGGGGUCCAGAAAACCUUUUUGAAUUUUUCGUCAUGACCUGCGACCGAGUAACGAAUCUUCUCAAGGUCUAAACAAGACGUAAGGUCUUUCAGCCACUGACUGUAAAUGGGCAGCGGGCUUUUAUUUUAACAUUUUUUAACCUUUACUCUUGUUUUUUUGUCCUCCUAGGCUUUGUUCCACGGCAAAUUCAUCGACACCGGUUUCUCCCUCCCCUUCUACAAACGCAUCCUGAACAAACCUCUGGCUCUCAAAGACCUGGAGUCCAUCGAUCCGGAGUUUUACAACUCACUCAUCUGGAUCAAGUAGGUUUGGGGUCAAAAAACCCUCAUGUGUGAAGUGGUCAGUGGAUAACUUAUGGUUGGUUCGGUGUAUUUCUGAAAUUGCUUAACACAAUAAUCAAUCAGAAUUAAUUAAUAGAACAAUUUGUUUAUUCAGCGUCACGUUAAUAACUGUCGUACAUAUUGACUUGAAAAAGAGGUAAAAAGAAGAAUGUUUUGAGAAGUGAUUCCCUCCACAUGAGAGAAUUUUUGCAUCUUUCUCUCUUUAGUCACACUUUAUCCUCGUUUAAUCACGUUAAUCCACGUUAAUGACUCUCUGGCCUGCAGGGAUAAUAACAUCGAGGAGUGCGGCCUUGAGAUGUUCUUUUCAGUCGACAAAGAGAUUCUUGGGGAGGUCACCACCCAUGAGCUGAAACCAGACGGCGGGAACAUCCAAGUGACAGAGGAAAAUAAGGAGGAGUACAUCAGGUACAGCUGGAUCCUAAGAUGCUCCUUAGUCAGCAUGUUUUCAAACCACUGUUGUAACAUUCCCUCUUAUAUCGACUCAUUAUAGACUCAAUUUUCAUACUAUUUGCACAUUAAUGCAGCGUUAAUAAACUAAAAAUACUGACUGCAUUGUUUUCAGACAACAUUAAAUCUUUGAGCCAGUUUAUUUCAGUCCUCGUUUGACCCUUAUUAUCUCUGUUUGCAGGUUGGUGGCAGAGUGGAGACUCUCCAGAGGGGUGGAGGAGCAGACUCAAGCUUUCUUCGAGGGCUUCAAUGAAGUUUUGCCCCAGCAGUAUCUUCAAUACUUUGAUGCCAAGGAAUUAGAGGUACAUAGAAAACGAAACCUUCUCUCUACCACCUUUUCACAAAGCAGAAGGGUUAGAUUAAUACCCUGUAACUCCCUCUUGCCUGUAGGUGAUGCUGUGUGGCAUGCAGGAGAUCGACUUGGUGGACUGGCAGCGAAACACAAUCUACAGGCAUUACGCCAGGAGUAGUAAACAGAUCCUUUGGUUCUGGCAGGUCAGUACAGCCCCGACUUUAAUGUUAAGACGAACUGUCGGUACAAGCACAACGUCUUCUUUCAGUCCUACUUGUUUUGGUAGACCAGCUCUGCACAAAAGAAUCUGUGAAGUCUUGUGAUUUCACUUCUCCUUGAGCUUGUAACAACACCAAGUACUUUAGGACCGGAUUACUUUAUGUUGUUGUCUUUUCAGAAAAUGAGUCAAAAGAGUGCAAACGUCUUUUACUAUGUCAAAAAAAACCAAAACACUUCAAAUUUAGGAGUAUGGUUUUUCAUGCUCUAUGACGUAAGGUAUUAUAUUUGAUGAGUUUGCUAACUAAGCGUGUUCUGUUGACAGUUUGUGAAGGAGAUGGACAACGAGAAGAGGAUGAGACUGCUGCAGUUUGUCACAGGAACUUGUCGUCUUCCUGUUGGCGGCUUCGCUGACCUGAUGGGUAUGAGAAAUUGACACAUACACACACAACACAAAAACACACACUCAGUAUUCUCUGAUUUCUCCAUUUUAUUUUCUCCACUCUCAUUAUUUACAGGAAGCAACGGGCCCCAAAAGUUCUGCAUCGAGAAAGUUGGAAAAGAGAACUGGCUUCCACGAAGCCACACAUGGUGAGACCUGUUUCUUGUGUUUCUUCUUCUCAGGUGUCUGACCAGGAGCCAGGUCUAGAUUUCAUGUGGAUUAAACUUUCAAGACCAAACCCCCUGAGUCAUUUUUCCUUUAUCCAAACACUGACCUUCCCUUAUUGUCAGUGUGUAUAUAUUUAGUGUUUGGGUUAUGUAACAGUGUGUAGGAAUGCAUUGUUACGGUUCAUUGAGUAAUACGGAUUACAAAAUGUUUAUUUAGCAGAUUCUCCCUUCCAUCAGCAUGCAAAAUUAGUGCAGAAUGUAAAAUAACCCGGAGACCACAGUGGUGCACUUUCAUCUUAAAAUCACGUUUUCAAAAAAACCAUCCCUCUUCAGAUGACCUUUGUGGUAAUAAACUUCAAAAAUACAUCCUCAUCUGGAUUAUAAACCUGAAGAAAGCAGAUUACACAACCAUUAAGAUGACACUUUAUGCACACUGGGCAUGCUUGUGCCUGCCUAAUCCAGGAGCACUCAGUGCAAGCAGCAAUCGGUUUCUUUGUUGCAGAAAUACUUGAAAUGAAGUAGCAGUAACGCUGAAUAAGAUCAACACGUCUUCAAGUAGCAGCAUGUACGCUGUGAACGAGGACGCUUCACUGCAACUUUGUUAUGUCCCAAAAAAAAAAACAUCAUAAAAAUAAAAUAAAUAAAAAAAAGAAAAGCAUGUCUGUCAUACCAGUAUUUAUUAUUAUUAUUAUUAUUAUUAUUAAUAAUAAUAAUAAUAAUAAUAAUAUACACCAUCUAAUAUCAGAAACAAUUGUCUCCUCCUGCAGGAAUCAUUGUUGGGACUGAUCUCUGUUGGGAAGCAAAUGUGUAAAACUAUAGUCUUAGUAAAAAUUCAUACAAACAGAGCAUUAUUUUCCUUCCAUAAAUCCCUGUUUUUGUGACCUAAACUGAAGUAUUUUACACAGCAAUAAUGUAAAUAACAUUUAAAUAUCUGCUGAUUGAAAAGGGUUGAGUUUUUCUCUCCGUCAAGGAAAAAAAAUGCACUUAAAAGAGUGUAAUGAGUCUUCUUAUUUCCUCUUUUUUCCACUGCAGCUUUAAUCGUCUGGACCUCCCUCCGUACAAGAGCUAUGAGCAGCUGAAAGAGAAGCUCAUGUUCGCCAUCGAGGAGACAGAAGGUUUUGGGCAGGAGUAAUGAAACAGGAACAGAAGCUGCAGCAUCCACUUCAGACUAAAGCACCUUCCACCAGAUCCUCCCUGCAACCAGAAGCUGCUUACAAACUGGUAGAUGGGCGUUCAUUAUACACAGUUACGUGUCCCUACCGUGUUUCAUUAUAGGUUCACUUAUCCCACAAAGGCCUGUGAAUCCUCCUCGGCCAGUUUCAUCCCUCACCUGUAUGAUCCCAGUCCCACCCUCAUCACUGAGCCCGGCUAAGCCCACUAUCAGGCUUAAGAGGCCAAAGGGGACGCCUGUCUCACCCUGUCAUGCCUGCACUCGCUGUCGAUUGCGUAAGUGCAGUUUCUACACGUAAAUCAGUGAACCUGUGCAGUAGUUAUUACUUCUUAAGAACCGCCUUGUUGAAUCUUUGCACUAGAAUUGAUAUUGUCAGAGGAGAACCUAUUUGUGCAAAUCAAACGCUUCACAUGUAAAGCCAGAACGCAGGCACAAAUAUGGUGUUGGGCUCAGACUCAGCAGUAUUUUUCCUUUGUCGAAGAAUGGAUGAAUGGAGGUGAUUUUUUUCCCCCCUUUUUUUAGCAGCUGACUGACUGGACUGAUUCUUGUAGCACAUAUAUAGUUUCUUUAACGACUUUGAUAAAUCUAUUAUUGAUGAUUAAAAUGAUUCUCUUGUUUUAACAGGUUGAUUUCUUAAUUUUAUAAUGAGUUGAAACAUUGAACUUUGCACAUAAUGAAAUGAGCAUUUGGACGGAUGUGAUUGUUCUUUGGAGAGGUUGUAUUUUUAUGUGCAAUAGUUUUUUAGUCACAUUUUUGCUGAUGAUAGAGCCGAACGGUGAUUUCCUUGAUCAUUUUGUAACGUUAAUUCUGUGAGUUUCAGCGGUUACUAAUGAUUUAUCUCUUAAUAUGAAGUCGAGUACAUUUGCACAUUUGUAGGUGUACAUGAGGGAGCUGGUUUGGAUUUGAUUUGACAAACUUUGCCUUCUCAAAAAUGGUCCAUACUGUUUAUAUUCUCAGCCAUAGAUAGAUUUAUGACUUGUUACUAAUGAAGUGGGAAUAUUAUGAUGUGGUAUAAUGAUGAUUUUGCCCUUUCCCACUGAAUGGUUGCCAUUUUGUUGAUAGCUAUCCAGAAGUUAGUUUUAUCCUAGAUCAGUCAUAGAGAUACGAAACCUUAACUGUUGAUGAUGUGUUGACUUACUAAUGAAGUUAAUGUAAAUAUACUUACAGAUUAGAUAAUGUGUUUGAUAAUCUAAUAAAUUUAGCUCAUAAAAACAACGAGUCCCUUUGAGUUGCAGGUAUAAUACCAUAAAUAGGAUUUAAAUUAACAUUAUAGAAGAUUACCCUAGUUUUAUAGGGUGAUAGGUAUUCAGAUUUGUACAGUACUUGUGCAUUUCCUUUUUUUUUUUUUAAUAGCUCCACUAACAUUGGCUUGAAGUUUUGUUUUAGUACCAGGUUUAGUGUAACUUCAAAAAAACAAACACUAGGGAACCUAUCAACCAAAGGAUUAUAAUUCUUUUUUUUUUGUUAAACAUGAGUCAACAAGUGUAUUUCGUUCUUAAAACCCUUUAACUGAAAACAGAUUUCACUGAUGUUGCAGCCACAAAAGGUUGUGACUUGUCUUUUUAUAAUAUAAGAGGCUACGAGGUACAAAAAAACAUAAAUAAGUCAAAUUAAGAAUAGAAAUUUUCAUGAUUUCAUGGCUAAUUCCUGUCCAUGUUUGAAGCUGUUUAGUCUUUGUAUAGAGAGCGUGGUGUGAAUUACAUAAUUCAGUGUGUAUCUCAGAUAACUGAAAGUUGCAAUUACAGAAUCAGGUUGAUUAAGUCUUUUUUUAUCGAAUAUCAUCUCUGCAUUUGUAAGAUUGUUGUCUCUAUGCCCCAUCCUCCCCCGACUCCCAACAGGUGUGUAAACUCUUAGUCAGAUACCAGUUACUGCUCAGUUAAAGCUUCAACUGUGUAAGAUGUUUUAUAAUCCCUCACAUCUUCCUCUUACUGUCAGAGUAAGUCACAUCUACAGACUUAAGUAGUAAAUAAAAAACAAAAAGAAAACCUUGUUAAAAAAGGUUUUGUAAUUACAAACGGGACUUUUUUAUAUUGAAACUGACAAGAGCUUAUCAUAUAGCACCUUUACACUCCAAAAAGGUUGAAUUAACCACUUCACUGUUGAGUCACUGCUGUGCUCUUGAUCGUGGAGCAUUUAAAUGUGUAAAAAUAUGCAAAAUAGUGUUUUGUUGUUUGAUUGAAUUGUAAAUCAUGUUGAUAGUGUAAUCACUGUUUUUUUGAGGCUCUUAACUUUUUUCAUAAGUCAAAGUCAGUGGUUGAAAACUAUUUAUUUGGAGGAUGGGUUUCAUGUAACAAUGGACUGGAUUGAUUGAGGAAAAAAACAAUAAAAUGAUUAAAACACUGGGCUCCUGCAGAACAUGUGUGGACUGUGAUUUCAUCGUCACUGUAACAUCUUUUACACUUUUUACAAUAUCCUACACGAAAUUGUUGAUAAUUUCUCUUUAAAAAAAUACCUGCUAAUUAAUAUUUCUUCCAUGUUGUGCCAAAUUUUAACCAAAGGGACUUUUGGUCAAUCUGGAUUUUGUCCCUGUAGAGAAAUUCUUGCUGAAAUGGCCUCUCUUACUGUUAGUAGUCUUUUUUUUUUUACUUCAGUAUUCAUCAAGUCAGCUACAAACUCCUCACAUGAGCUUUAACACACUACAAACUAGCAGUUACAUAAUUUACAAAGAAACAACAGGAAUGCGCUAUGAGCAAGCAUUAGUCAACAGUAGCAGGGAACAUUAACUUUCGUUGAACAGGCAGAAACUUUGGGCGAGACCAGACUCAUGGUGACCAGCUGUCUGCCAAGACUGAACGGUGAGAAAAGGAGGGAAAGAUGGAUGGAGAUGAACACGACAACAAUCGAAAAGCUUUGUAGCUACAAUUGAAAAUUAUGAUUAUACAAAUAUGUUUCAAUAUUAAUAACAUGAUGUAAUAAUGUUAACUAACACAGCAGUGUAAUUAAUUAUAAAUUAAUCCUUUAAUUAAUACAAGUUCAACCAGUUUCCAACUAUUGUGGAAAUGUAAGCAGAUAAUUGUGGUUAAAUACUGAAUCUAACUGGAUAUUUAGCAGAUUUAUCAUAGUAUGACAAGAGUUGUAAGAUUCAGUGGAUCAUUGUGCACAGGGGCGGUACAGAGUUAAACCCAUAAUGAGUAACAGCAAAUGUUUAAUCUGUUUUAGUUUUCUAGUUAGAACCAUACGGUGGCUGAAAACCACUGCUGCUGCAAAUAAAAAAGAAGACACAAUGGGAGUUACCUAUGCAAAAAAAAAAAAAAAAGAAACUGAAGCCUGCUGCAAAUAAAAAAAGAAACGGUACAGUUUUUAAAUAAGCCAAAAUGAAAGUUAACGACACAAAAAAAGCCACAAUGGAAGUGAGCUGCCAGGGACCAAUAACGAUGAUGCACCGGUGUUUUACGAUCUAGGCACAGAAGACGACGGUGAGAAGACGAGCAAAGAAGUUAGUGGAAAUGUUAUUGUUCCAUUUUGCUUCGUGAACUUUUCAAUUCGUCAUUUGGUCAGGCCAUUUUUUUUUUUUGUGCAUUGUUAACUUCCCGUGUGGCUUUUAAAAAAAUCUGCACCGUUUCUUUUUUUAUUUGCAGCGAGCUUUGUUUUUUACAGUGGUAACUUCCGUUGUGGUUACUUUUAUUUUUAUUUUUUCCAAUUUUUUUUAACUUGCAGCAGUGGCGGUUCUCGGCCACCAUUGCUACAAAGUUAACCCCCCAAUAUGUAAAGGCAAAUGUUUAAUCUGUUUUGGUUUUACUCCUCUAGUUAGAAACAGACUUAUAGAUUUAUGAACCCUUUUGUAUUUCUCACACUCUUUUUAAGACAUACAGUCACACACUUUACUGUCGUUACGUAAGAAUUAACUGGCACUGACAAUGAUUCAUUAAAAAUAACAGCCCAGCUAAUGUCACAUCAAACUCUAGUGGGGGUGGGGUAAGAUGAGCCAUUUUUCAUAUUUUGGAUCACUACAUCAAGUCAAUCCUAGUCCAAUCAAGUCAACUAGUGUAUCUGCAUAUAUUUCAGGAUGUUGUUCAUCCCUGCAAACCAACAAAAUGGGUGUAAACAGAACUGUCUUGAUAAUAUAGCAUGCCAAAAAAAGUGGUCUCCUAUGGUCAAUUUACCCCAUACACGGGGGAAGAAAAAGUCAAACAUUUCAACAAUCUGAACUGAAACUCUGAUCCUCUCAUCAGACUCCUUUACUUUCUCAGUUACCCCUGAACUACGAGGAUGACUUUAUUAGUCCUCUAAACUAAAAUGGUGGACUUUUAUGUUAGGUUUUUGACCUCAUGUUGUAGUUCACAGAUACCACAAUUGAUGUUUAAAACAAAUUUAAAAUGAUCUUUUUGGUCUGAACACAAUUCUAAUCAAAUUUAUGACUUUCAAGAGUGGAAAAUGUUGUUUUGAUGCCUGUCUCCUAAAUAUUUGGUCACAUGAUCAAUUUCUUUUACUGUUUCCAAGCAACAGGGGUGGCUCAACUUACCCCACUCUCUCCUAUUUCUCACACAGAGGUUAGUCAAUCCGUCCUCACUCUUUUUAAGACAUACAGUCACACACUUUACUGUCGUUAUGUAAGAAUUCACUGGCACUGACAAUGAUUCAUGAAAUAACAGCCCAGCUAAUGUCACAUCAAACUCAAGUAUGUAGUAUUACAUCAAACCAAGUGACACAGCGGUGACAAAUAAGUCACUAUCUGUCGUCUUAUAGCUUUUCAAACGUGAUAACCUGGGAGUUUUAACUCUCUACAAAGUUUAAUACACAUUUUUUAACUCUUAAAAUGAACAAAAACAGCAAAAUAAUAAUAAAAAAAAAAAGUUCGUUAGCAUAGGAACCUUAGCUGCUGAGUUUGACUACGGCGACAUUUCACUGAGACACCCGCCUCUCUCUGUGGACAGCCUGUGCAGCAUGUUUUAAUGUCCUGUUGGCUCUGCUGAAAGUCAUGGCAGGUCCCGAUCUGAUUAAAACAGUUUUAUAUACUGUCAAUAAUUUACUACAGCAGGAGAAAUAUAAAGCGGCUUUGGCAGUAUUGAAGGGAUUCAGAAAUGGCGCCGUGUGAGUGAAUUUAUUCUGUAAAUUCAGCUGUUAGAGACAGAUGCUAUAAACUGAGCUAAUACUAAUAAUGCUGAUCAGCUGUUAGAUUUAAUGUUGUUAUCAAUACUAGCAGCAUGGAGCCUUUGUGGUUUUUAAUGUUUAUAUUAGCAGGUGUGUAUAACAGACUAAAAUUAACCCUGUUUUUCUGCACUAAUGUUUUCAGGCACUUCACUAACUUCAUUAUUAUUUAUUGAUUUCUCAGGUAUGGAGCCAAAAUCCGAGCUCCACAUGCUCUGGUCAUGACAUUUCUGUUCAGAAGUGGCAGGUAAGAAACUCUGUCAUGAUGUUUCAUGGAGGCUGUAAGCAGAUAUGUUUUAUUUUGCUUUGUUUACCCAUGAUAUUGAGUACUUUCAUAUUGUCCAGCUCUUAUUUAGUUUGUAAUAUAAAGAUACUAAAGCUACUUUCCCCCCUGUGGUUAUGUAACUGGUGUGACUCUGCAUUGUGGUUACAGACAAAGACACCAGUGGGAUUGUUCAUCUGCGUUUAUUCUGUAAUCUGUAAACCAGAAUGACAGGGGAAACCUUAAAAAUGUUGGCCUUGAAUGAACAUAAGUUGGCACACUAAACGGACAAAACACAACAAAACUAACACUCUGGAUGUCACAUGAGUGAAAGGAAACUAGAAAAUGUUUAAUAAACACGCCAAGAAAAAGUAAAGUAGAGAGUAAAGAAAGUAAAGGAAACCAACGAAGAAGCUGCACAUAAAAAUAAAUCAAAUCCACAGAAGGUUUCCACAGUCAAACAUCAAAACACAGGCAUAAGUUUGGUAAUUAUAAAGAAAAAAAUAAUGAUGUACAUUUCACUAUGUUACAGUUACACUUUCCCCUCAUUUUUCCUGUUAUCUUUGAAUAACAAAGAGUGUUUUCCUGAAGCCGUGGUCUCUGGUGCAGCAAAAUAAAGUUGGAAGUCCACUUGGGAGAUUGAGAAACCAAGUGUAGAUUUAUCAGUUUUAUAAGUACUAACUGACAAAUCUACACUAAUGCACAUGCUCUGUGGUUGUGAUGCUGUGUUUUAUCUCUUAAUCCUUGAAAAGUUAAAGGACUUUAACUUUUCAAGGAUUAAAGGAACUGUAUUUGUCAUACCCCACACCUUUGACUGUCUGUGUAACAAAAUGAGUGCACAGGUCCGUUUCCAAGCCAAGAGUAAAAAUACAAUACAGUAAAAAAAAUAUAAUGCAAUAGCUAAGAUACAACCCAGUAAAGAGCAAAAUGUAAACAAAAUUCAAACCCUCGAACCCUCAUUUGAACUCUUGGGGGAGAGUUCAUAUUUGCACUUUGUACAAAGCAGCUGUCUCACUCGUCAACAACCACAAAUUUGCAGGAUUGCCUGUUAGCUUGUCCCCCACGUGAAACAGCAGCAGCAGUGGUGGAAGAGGCACCACCAAUGAGUGGUGCAACAGCGAGUGUUUAACCCUGAAUGACCCCCUCAGGUCUUUUAAGGGGACAAUGGAGAGCUGAAUGGUAACAUAUAGAUACUACGGCUGGGACGAUACGCUUUUCUCCCGAUUCGAUUCUUCUACGAUUUUUUUGGAUGCCAAUUCAAUUUAAAUGGCGAUUCUACAACAUUGUCGAUUUUCUUAAUUUUUAGUCUGCAUUUUUAACACCAGUGAAACAUUUGAAUGAUCAUGAUCGUCUACUGACUAUUCCAGGAACCAUAUUUCCUCAAAAUACACAUAAUAUGCAAGUCAGUUUUUUAAAAUGUAUUCUUAAAUCAAAAAAAAAAGAAAAGAUUUUUGAACAUAAAAAUCUAUUUAAAAAUUGUAAAACAAAAAAAAUGUGAUACGCAUGUGAAUCGAUUUUUUUCUCCCACCCCUAAUAGAUACCAUCUCCAGUAGGACUUGUAUUGGAUAGUAUUCCGUUUGCAGAUUAUAUCUCAUCUUAGUUUUACAUUAAGUUUGCAAGUAUCUUCGUCUUCACAGCUUGUAUAACCAAAUUGCACCCAGAUAUCUACUUUAGUGUCCAUCAGUGGAGCAUAAGAUAAGAUAAGAAGAACUUAAGUGAUCACUGAAGGGAAAUUCAUCUCUGAGUCCUGGCAUGUUUGUUUUGAAGUAUGAUAAAAGAUAAAAAUCGAUUUUAUUAAGGAUAUUCAUUUCUUUUACAUUUUUAACUCAGCCUUUUGAGGUUAAUCUAAAGCUAGGCUGAGUAACAUGAUCUUAACCUGAAUCUCCAGACUUUUAAAAACGGCGAACAGACCUAGAAAUGAGCUCAACUUUAAUAUUUUGUUCAGACAGUGACAGGAUGACACUUCUACAUGGUCAAAACAAGCUUUGUUACAAAAUGAGAUUCAUAUAUGUUGGGAAAACAAGCUUUAUUAAUCCAAGAUAGCAGGAAAAAACAAGUUAAUUGUUAUCUUGAGAUAAGAGGAUAAUAAAUGUGAGAAUUGGAGAAGAGAGUUUUGUUGUUCUCACGAUCUAUACUAUCACACUCCUCUCUGUGCCUUUAUUGUCUAAUCCUAAUUAUAUUUUGUUUAAUAGUUUGAAGGACAAGCUCAGAGCCAUUUUGAAGGCCACAUACACUCACUCUCGCAACCUGGCGUACUUUGUGUUCACGUACAAAGGCCUGCAAGCUUUACAGGAGAAGCUGCAGGGAAAGACUCUGCAGUCUCACUCUUUUCUGGCUGCCUGUAUCGGAGGAUGGUUAGUGUUCGGAGACAAUAACAACAUCAAUAGUCAGGUAUGAUGAACUAUUCGUUGCUCUUCCUGAUUAAACUGUGAAAAAUUGAAACUUGUUCCUGCUAAAACUCCUCUUACGUCCUUUAGAUCAACAUGUACCUGCUGUCCAGGAUCCUGUUCGCUCUGUCCCGCCUGGCUGUGGAGAAAGGAGUCAUCCCUCAGCCCAAACACGACCCUUUCCCACUCUUUGCCACUCUGGUGUGGGGCAUCGUGUUGUGGUUGUUUGAAUAUUACCCACACACCCUCCAGCCGUCUCUGCAGUCCUCAAUGAACUACCUCUACCACGACAGCAACGUGUGGCACGACAUCACAGACUUCCUUAUUUAUAAUAAACCAAGGACUGCUGCUCCUAAAUGA
This is a messenger RNA of Xyrichtys novacula (pearly razorfish), 21884 nucleotides long. The record is from the annotation of a GenBank genome assembly. NCBI's taxonomy places the organism in Eukaryota, Metazoa, Chordata, Actinopteri, Labriformes, Labridae.